CGUAAAAAUAUGUUCUCUUUGCGUUCGACGUGCACGUUUUUUAGACGGAGCAAAAGAAUAAGCUCCUUAAGUUUAUCUCGAUUUUGUUCUAUUUUACAGAUAGACACAAACCGUCAGAAUUAUCUUCACCAGCAGAAGAUGUCCUACUCAACUGUUGAAAGAGGCUGCCCAAAUUCUCUUGAGUACAGGGUUUAUUUUCGCAAUGAACUUGGCCCAAUAUCACCAUUCCAUGAUAUUCCUCUAUUUGCUGACAAAGAAAACAAGAUUUAUAACAUGGUGGUUGAAGUACCACGUUGGACUAAUGCUAAAAUGGAGAUCAAUACAAAGGAGCCUCUGAACCCUAUUCAUCAAGAUCUUAAGAAAGGAAAACUACGUUUCGUUCAUAACUGUUUUCCACAUCAUGGUUACAUCUGGAAUUAUGGAGCCUUUCCUCAGACCUGGGAGGACCCUGGUAAAGUUGAUGCUUCAACUGGCUGUAAGGGAGACAAUGACCCAAUUGAUGUGUGUGAGAUUGGUUACAGGGUGGCAAGUAGGGGACAAGUAAUUCAAGUCAAGGUUCUUGGAACCAUGGCUCUCAUUGAUGAAGGUGAAACUGAUUGGAAGAUUAUUGCAAUUGAUGUUAAUGACCCUUUGGCAGACCAGCUGAAUGAUAUUGAGGAUGUUGAAAAGCAUAUGCCUGGAUUUAUACAGGCAACCCAUGAAUGGUUCAAAAUCUAUAAAAUGCCAGAUGGAAAACCUCAAAAUCAGUUUGCUUUUGAUGGUGAAGCAAAGAACAAGGACUUUGCUGAAAAAGUCAUAGAGGAAACUCAUGAUAAUUGGCAGGAGCUGAUCCAGAGCAAAACAGGAAAGGAAGAAUUAUCAUGCUCAAAUGUAAAUGUUGAAGACAGUCCAUGCAAGAUUAGUAUUGACGAAGCAGAAAACAUUAUUAAACAGAGCCCAGAACCUGGACCUGCCAUGCCUCGUGAUCAAAGUGUGAACAAAUGGCAUUUUGUGCAGCUGUAAUGGAGACGUUCACCAU
Limulus polyphemus (Atlantic horseshoe crab) is the source of this 1018-nucleotide messenger RNA. RefSeq names its product inorganic pyrophosphatase-like (gene Nurf-38). Gene Ontology annotation, biological process: phosphate-containing compound metabolic process. The transcript is spliced from 11 exons. The record is from RefSeq and is a predicted model, not a curated record. Bases 10 to 1002 code for a protein of 330 amino acids. Gene Ontology annotation, cellular component: cytoplasm. NCBI's taxonomy places the organism in Eukaryota, Metazoa, Arthropoda, Merostomata, Xiphosura, Limulidae. Gene Ontology annotation, molecular function: magnesium ion binding; inorganic diphosphate phosphatase activity.